Messenger RNA from Suillus clintonianus, 2535 nucleotides. Its product is annotated as Hsp70 protein-domain-containing protein. Bases 1 to 2535 code for a protein of 844 amino acids. The record is from RefSeq and is a predicted model, not a curated record. Gene Ontology annotation, cellular component: endoplasmic reticulum chaperone complex. The transcript has 9 exons. Gene Ontology annotation, biological process: negative regulation of hypoxia-induced intrinsic apoptotic signaling pathway; endoplasmic reticulum unfolded protein response; cellular response to hypoxia. Lineage: Eukaryota; Fungi; Basidiomycota; Agaricomycetes; Boletales; Suillaceae. Gene Ontology annotation, molecular function: ATP-dependent protein folding chaperone; ATP binding.
AUGCCUUGUCUUUCGCUUAGAAAGGCGGUUACACUCUUCGUUCUCUUUGCUGCUAUUCUCGAGACUUCAUUGGCAUCGAUACUAGCAGUUGACUAUGGGUCAGACUGGAUUAAGGCUUCGCUCAUGAAGCCCGGCGUGCCCUUCGACGUGCUGCUGAACAAAGACUCGAAGCGGAAGAUACAGUCCUCAGUCGCAUGGAAGAAAGACGAAAGAUUGUUUGGGUCUGACGCGGCGAAUAUCGCCUCCCGGUUCCCUCAAGACUCAUUCUCUUCCCUGAAAUACCUACAAGGCGCACCAUUCAACUCAGAUAUCGUUACAUAUUUCACCUCCAUAUCUACCGCUCAAAUUUCUGAGACCGACCGCCAAACCGUUGCGCUGAAACAAAGUGAUGGAACGGAAUGGAGCACAGAGGAGCUUGUUGCGAUGCAGCUAUCAUAUAUCAAGAAGCUUGCAGAGGAUUUAGCGGGCGAGCCGGUGAACGAGGUCAUCCUCACCGUUCCACCGUACUUCUCCCAGCUCGAACGCGACUCGAUUACAGACGCAAUAGAAAUUGCGGGACUCAAAACACUGGCAUUGAUUAACGACGGCACGGCUGUAGCAAUAAACUACGCUAUGACGAGGUCCUUUUCGACCACUCCCGAAUACCAUGUCAUCUACGACGCUGGCGCAUCUUCGACACGUGCCACUGUGGUUUCGUUCGCUGCGGCUGAGGAUUCCAAGACGAAGGCGUCAUUCACUCAGAUCAACGUUCUGGGCGUUGGACAUGACCGAAAUACAGGCGGCACAGAGCUAGACUUGAGGCUACGGGAUAUUUUGAUAGACAGUUUUAUGUCAAAGCACCGGCGAGACAUCAGAAAGGACAAGCGCGGCAUGGCUAAGCUUUGGAAGGAGGCUGGACGUGUCAAGGCUAUCCUCAGUGCCAACUCAGACGCAACAUCGACAGUGGAGAGCGUUGCAUUUGAUAUUGACUUCAAGACCAAGGUUGCUCGCGCGGAAUUUGAGAACGCUUGUAAAGACCUCCAUUCGCGUUUUGCAAGGCCCAUAUAUGAUGCACUUUCGAACGCCGAGCUUUCAUUAGAAAAUAUCUCAUCUGUUAUCUUGACAGGCGGCAAUUCACGCACGCCUAUGGUCCAGGCCGCUGUAAAAUCAGCUGUUGGCGAAGAUCGCAUCGCACUCAAUGUCAAUGCCGAUGAGUCCGCCGUGCUUGGUGCAGCGCUUUAUGGAGCUUCCCUCUCCCGUCAAUUCAAGACCAAGGACAUUCGUGUAACUGAUGUCCUAAUACACGACAUCCAGGCAUCCUACCUCGCAUCUACUCCAGGCACGCGAACAAUUCACACAGCAGUCUUGCCUGCUGGGUCGAAACAUGGAGCGAGAAAAACUCUAACGUUCAAACGUAAAGAGGAUUUCUCUCUGGUGCUGAACUAUCCCAACGAAGUUAUGUCUGGCUUCCCCCGUGAGAUCCUCGAGGCGAAGAUUGUCGGCAUUCCCGAGGCCAUUGAUAACCUCACUGAACGCGGUGCAAUCGAUCCCGUGAUCAAGGCGACUGUCGUGCUUUCCGAAUCUGGCUUUGUGACCGUCAAAGACGCCGUAGCCUAUGGGGAAAUUAAAGACGACUCUAUCACUGGGAAACUGAAAGGCCUAUUUGGAGGUGGUGGCGACCAGGUACCAUUAGAGACUGACGUUGAUGGAGAGAUCCCAAAGGACGAGAAGACGGAUAAGAAGGACAAGGCCAAGAAGCCGUUUGUGAAGGACCAAAGUACCAUUCCGCUUGAGAUCGAAAUUGUGUACAAUUAUCAGGGCCCACUGAGCCCUACGGCGAAACGGGCUGCCCGUGACCGUCUCAGGACAUUAGACAACAUGGAGAUGUCGAAGCAACGUCGGGAAGAAGCACAUAAUACUCUCGAAGGAUACCUGUAUAAGCUACGGGAUCUCUUGAAUGACGGUCCAGAAACGCCAUUCACGAAAUGCUCUCAGCCAUCUGAGAGGCAAGCACUCUCAAACAAACUCUCGGAGACUAUUGCAUGGCUGCAUGACGAAGGAGACACUGCUGACACAGUGCGGCUAUGGGAGAAGCGAUCCCUUCUCGAGACUCUGGAGAAACCAAUCGUGCACCGCUACAAGGAGAUCGAGUCUUUCCCACAGGCACUGAAUAACUCACAAAAGUGGAAUUGGAGUACUAGAUUAUUCCUCACUCAAGCUCGGGAGAACGUUACGGCAGACGCCAUCGCAGGGGUUCCUUCGAAGUGGUCAUCACAGGAACUUGAUGCGCUCGAGACAGCACUCAAAGAGCACGAAGCUUGGCUUCAUGAUGGCGUUGAGCGGCAAAAGAAGACGAAGAUGAAUGAAGACCCGGCGAUAGAGACUAAGGAGAUGCAGGAGCGAGCGAAGACAUUGGAGCAGCACCUGCAAAGAUUGGUGAGGAGAAAAGCACCCAAAGUCAAAAAGACGCCUGCGAAGUCUGGCGAUGCCAGUGGAUCGUCUGCUGGACCGACACAGACACCUGGAGAUAAACAACCAGGACAUGACGAAUUGUAG